UUUUCCUUUUACCUUUCUCCCCGUUCCCAUCUAAUCAACUGCUUGGAUAGAUACACUAGAUACAUCACUUCAAAGUCUGGAAAUUGGUUUAAAACCCAAUAUCUUUGUAGUUGUAACCAAUCCAUUCUCCUGGAUGGCUUAUUAUCGUCACUAUCAUGUCCAGUCGCUUUCCAGCGGUAUGGAGGACCUUCCUUGUGACUGGUUAAAUAAUAUCUUUGAAGACCCCUUGUUGACCGAUAGAGUAAUCAGUGAUAUUGCACCCACUCCUCAUAUACAAGCCGAGCAUAGCUACUCCUUGAUGACCGAGCCGACUCCACCUUCUCCAUUACUACCAGGUUUUCGAUUAGAUGACUUUGGAAAGGAUUUAGAUACAGAUGGACUUGGUUAUUCUAGUACAGCUGAACACACAGUAUAUGGAAUCAAACAGGAACCACCUAUGGAUGAAUACGAGACCGCUCUGAAUCUAUCCACUACUGAUGACUGCAUGACAUGCGAUUUACCAGCACCGCAACCACCACGUAUACAAAUGACGACAACACCAAUCUUUAACAUGUCACAGAGCAAACCCAGGGUUCAGUACCGAAUAAAACAAGAACAUAUCGACAUGGAUAUUGAUAACGACUCAUUACAUGAUCCCACCAUGGAACAAGUUCAUAUGCCACCCACACCACCAAGCAGUACUCCAAGUGACAGUGAAGGUGGACUCAGUCCACAUAGAUCUGCAUCUGAACCUGGAAGUCCACCAUGCAUGACAGGAAAACAGAUCCCAUCCAUGACAUUGGCUCAACCCCACACAACAUCGACAGUAUCAUCACAACAGCCAAGAGAACAACAACAACAACACACAUCAACAUCUGGACCAAAGAUUGUACAACAUCCAGUGAUAACCACACAACUAAACCAGAAAAUCCCUCCAUCUGGUGCGAUAAUAUUGUCCGAAGAAGAAAAACGCACACUCGUACAAGAAGGAUAUCCAAUACCCACAAAACUUCCACUGACAAAGGCAGAAGAAAAAUCACUCAAAAAAGUCAGACGAAAGAUCAAAAACAAGAUAUCAGCACAAGAAAGCAGGCGGAAAAAGAAGGAAUACGUUGACUGCUUAGAGAAAAGGGUUGAGGGUUAUACAUCAGAAAAUACAGAUCUCAGGAAGAAGCUUGAAUCCCUUGAAAAUACCAACAAGGCAUUGAUGUCACAAUUACAUCGCUUACAAGCCCUUGUCAGUAAAGUUUCCAAACCCAUAAAGGCCACCUCUACACAAACCGGUACCUGUCUUAUGGUAUUAGUAUUAUUUUUUGCAUUAUUUCUUGGAAGCUGGUCUCCCACGCCCACAACAGAUUCCUCUGGUUACAUUAAGAUGCCCCAUCAAAGUUCAGCCUCUUCUAAUCCUUCUGAGUAUCAUUCGCAUAAAUCAUACGGACCAGUUCCAGCCAGUGCCACUUAUGAUCCAUACAGCACUCCUAGUAUUCGUUCUUCUAGGGUUCUUUUAUCUGUUGAAGAAGAGGGAUCUUACCCAGAACCUCCAUAUCCAUAUGCUUCAAAACUGGAUAACCUGGGGAAAUUGCUGGAAGAAAACUAUACUGGAAAACCUUUCCGUGUAGAAGCUCUUGAUGCGAAUGUAGACGAGAAAGCUCUGAUUCUGGAAAAAUCUUUGGAAAUGAAUUACACAAAAAUUCAUCCUGAUAUGAAAGUUGCGGAAAUGUCUGAAUAUCAAGCUAUGAUGCAUCCGGAUAUUGCCACAGAAAUCCAUGCAAAAUAUGUUGCCAUGGAAACGAUGGCUCGAAUAAAUAAUACUUCCAGCAAAUGAAGUGUGCACUGGUUGGACAAAUCAGUUUAUUAAUGGAUCUUAACAUCAUCAACUUAAGAUCUUUACAGAUCCAUGCCAUGGAGAAAAAGUUUGAGUUGUUGAAAAAUAAAAAUAAAAUAAAUCACGAAGGCUACUUUACUUGUACAUAAAUUCAUAUGAGGGUCUCUUGUAAACAAAUAUAAUACUAUAAAUUCACUUCUAUCUUUCUGCAUAUCAAAUGUAAUAUGAUUCAAGAAUAUACAUUUCAGGCUAGCUUUAUCAUCCUUUAUAGUGAAAAUGGUAGAAUCUAUACCAUAUAUUGGAAACAUAGCUUAACAAAAAAUAUAAAUUAAAACAAAGCUUGCAUAUUUAAAACUUUUCUUCGGAAUUAUUUUUUUGUAGCUAGAGAAUCGUUGAGGGGAGAUUUUUUUUUUUAAAUUUUGUUGUAUUUUAAGUAGUUUAAAAAUGUUUUUGAAUUUUUUUUUUUUUUUGAGUAAAACGAGAUAUGGAGUAGUCGCUGUACUUCACACAAAAAGAAAAGUAUAUUUUAAUUGUUUGUUUUUGAAGCUUUGAAGAUUUUAUUAUAUUAUGUUGCAAUAUGUUUUGCAUGCCGUUUUCAUUCCAAUUUUUUGGGGUUAAAAUGUAGUAAACAACUUUUAAAAAAUCCAAAAUGUCAAAAGAUUUCCCAGAAUUAAUAAUUAUGCUGCCAAAUAUACUAUAUUCUUGAGUCGGUAUUUUGAAAUCCAUGUAGAAUAAAUAAAAUAUAUUAAUUCAAAUUC
Molecule: messenger RNA, 2562 nt
Organism: Saccoglossus kowalevskii
Lineage: Eukaryota; Metazoa; Hemichordata; Enteropneusta; Harrimaniidae
Product: CREB-like transcription factor
Biological process (GO): regulation of transcription by RNA polymerase II
Molecular function (GO): DNA-binding transcription factor activity, RNA polymerase II-specific; cAMP response element binding
Source: RefSeq, marked provisional